AUGGACUGGAUUCAUGUGGCACAGGAUAGGGGAGGACAGUACUAUUUGCUUGUAGGAAAGAGCCAUGUAGUAAGUCGUAGGGAUGGAGAUAUCAUUCUAGCAGAUGACCAGUCUGUUAGUCGCCGACAUGCUGUCAUCACUGUCGAACAUAAUAUUAAGGACUUGGGAGACCCCAGUAAACUACCAGUCGUUUCACUUACUGAUACAGGCUCAAAGUAUGGAACCUUCGUGAAUGAUAGAAUUGAAGCUUCAGUCAGAUUGGCCAAAGAUUCUACAGAGGUUCUCAGAAGUGGUGACCGUAUUCGAUUUGGCCUGCAGUGGAAUGAAUGGAGAUUGGAAUACGUCCCACUGGUUGUUACAACGUCUACCCUCACUCCUGAUGAGAGGAAGAGGUUGCAACAGCAUAUCAUCAUACUUGGUGGACAUGUAGUGAGCAGUUGGCAAGACACAGUAUCACACGUAACCAUGUGCAGCUUGACACUGACUGUCAAGGUCGUAUGUGCACUUGCGAAAGGAAGGCCAAUUGUUACACCACAGUACUGGGAUAAUUACAUCAGAGCACUGGAGACUAAGCAGCCAUGUCCAGACUGCAAGGACUAUAUUCCUCCUUUGGCUGAAACAACGCUUAAUGUGAAUGAGGUGUCAUUUGAUGUCAAUGAAGACAGGAAGAAUCUGUUUGUGGGAAAGCAUUUUGUGUUCUCUUCUGUGUAUCAGUAUAACUCUUAUUCUUGCAUGGUGACUUCAGCAGGUGCAAAAGCUGAUAUUCUGGAGCAAAAUGGAAUGUCUUUCAAAGACCUUGUACAGCCAAAUGUCAUUGUAAUGCAGUACUCAUUUAACAGACCAUCUCAAGAGUCCCAAGUGUCACAAUCAUUUCAAGCACUGAAAAAAUAUUUAAAGUCCAGUGGUAAACGAGUUAUCCCUGAAAGUGACAUAGGGCUGGCUAUUUUACAUUGCUCCAUUGACACACAUUGUAACCCUGAUUACAAGAUUGCUUUAGCACUGGUACCAAAAGAGACUAGAAAAAUUAACAGCCAACCUGAACUUGUUGUGGCUUUGGAUACGCAAGAAUCAGAAUCAGACAGCAUAAAGAAAAUAAAAGAUGAAGAGGGUGCUUCUCUCCGCCCACAGAAAAGGCUCAGAAGUUUGGAAGAUGAUGGGUUUCUCAUGAAGAGAGUUGCUGCCCCUCAACAGACCAAAGCAAGAAUAAAAUUGGAACAUGUUGUCAAAGAAAGUGAUGAAGAUUUGUUUGAGUUUCCAUCAGAUAAGAAGGCCAGGAUUACAAAUGAAGAAGAUGAAGAUAUUUUUGCCUUUGUUGAUGAUGUAAAACACAAACCACUUCAAAUGAAUGUUCAUGAAGAUGAAACUGCAAAAUUAUCUCUGCUUACAAAGAAAAGAAAGUUAAAGGCCAGUGAAACUAUAUCUGAACUGAGUUCUGUCAGCAAGAAACAUGCCCCAGAGAAGGAUGUUUCUCAAAUCUCGUGCACAGAAUCCGAUAAGGAUGAAACCAAAGAACCCAAUGUUUCUCUUUCUGGCUUCCUUGAUGCAGUUCAAGAGCCAAAGGUGAAUACAAUGGACGUGCCCAUGAUGGACAUUGCUGAAGGUCUGAAAAAUGUGACUGUGGUUGAAAUGAAAGCUUUGAUUUUUCGAAAUACUCCACCUAUCAGAGCUCCUGCCACUGGGUGCAGUCAUGUUAGCAGUAAUUUCAAGAAGUUUAGAAAGGUUCAGGCAGUUUACCAUCGUCCUGUGAUCAGAAAGGAGAAUUUAGUUCCAUAUGAUGCUGAUACAAAAGGUCUCUGUGAGUGGCUUAAUGAAACACAUGACAAAGAUGAAAUGGAAGAUAAUGAUGAUGAUGAUGACUGGGCAUUCUUUGGGUCUUCACAGGCUAACAAGAAAAAGACACAUUUUAGACACCGAUGAAUUUUCAAUUUUACCAAUUUAUUUUACGAUAUUUGUAAAAAUAUUUAACAACACUUUAAUCUAAAGACAUUUUAUAUUUCUUGCAAUUAUAUAAUAAAUAUGUAGUUGCUGAAAGUUA
Messenger RNA from Zootermopsis nevadensis, 2035 nucleotides. NCBI's taxonomy places the organism in Eukaryota, Metazoa, Arthropoda, Insecta, Blattodea, Termopsidae. The record is from RefSeq and is a predicted model, not a curated record.